AUGCCUGAACAUAACAAGAGGGCACAUAGUCCUUCGGUUGAUGAAGAUUCUCUCCUGCGGAAAUACAAAAAACUUAAAAAACAAUUGAAGGCAAUAAGCCAUGAGGCCGCAGACAGAGACGACCGUUCUCCGUCGCACUCGCACCGGUCACGCCACUCAUCAUCCUUGAGAACGAGACGUGCAUUGGACGAAAUAUCGAUUGACGCAGCUGACCAGCUGAGCGUAAACACAGAUGGAUUUGUAGAUCUCCUGCAAGACGAGAAGCUUGAUGAAAAUGCCACUCCACCGCCAACUCCAGAGCUAGAAGGCUCGAUCCUGAAAAUAAUAGGGGAGGAACUUCCAGACAAUCAUACGUAUUCGCCUCCAUUUCAGAAAGACGUUGCAAACAAAUGGACAGAAAUGCUGAAACGUGGCUUAAAUUUGGAAGAGAAAAAUAACUUGAUCAAAAAGUAUCCCUGCGCAGAGAACUGCCCUUUAUUAGCAAGCCCCAAAUUAAAUCCAGAAGUAUCAAAGGUCAUUAAUGACCAAAUUACGCGUAGGGAUGAGAAACUAAGCAACCAGCAAAAUCAAAUUGGCGCUGCCCUCGCUGCUUUAGGUCAGCUUCUCACACAUUUUCUAUCUGAAGAAGGGGGGGGCGACAUAACCUAUAUAAAGUUAGCCAGUGAUGCAGGAAAAUUGCUGCUGGACUUUCAUCAGACCCAAUCAGUUACAAGAAGAGAGUUGAUUGCAAUCAAUUUGCGAAAAGAAUUGAAAGACACUCUUACCAACGUGUCAUCUGAUGGCUGGCUUUUUGGGGAAAAGCUGAGUGACAGAAUAAAGGCGGCCAAAGAAUUGGAAAGGUCAAGUUUGGAUCUUAAACAAAAAAUUUUCAAAAAGACAACCCCCCGUCCACGGGCCAGUGACAAACCUUUAAACCACCGCCGUCCACCUCAAGCAGUACAACUGGGAGGCAGCCAAGGUGGACGUCUCCAGAACAUGCAGCAAGCCUUCCCACAUCGCCGCACGGAUUUCUACAGAAAAACUAUCCGAAGCACCAACAAUCAAGACAAGAAAAGAACCAGGACGGAGAACCGACCACCAGUACGGGCCAGGGACCGCUACAAGCCCUAA
This is a messenger RNA of Brassicogethes aeneus, 1110 nucleotides long. Lineage: Eukaryota; Metazoa; Arthropoda; Insecta; Coleoptera; Nitidulidae. The record is from the annotation of a GenBank genome assembly.